Phycomyces blakesleeanus NRRL 1555(-) is the source of this 661-nucleotide messenger RNA. RefSeq lists its product as hypothetical. Gene Ontology annotation, biological process: translation. Gene Ontology annotation, molecular function: structural constituent of ribosome. Gene Ontology annotation, cellular component: ribosome; cytosolic large ribosomal subunit. The record is from RefSeq and is a predicted model, not a curated record. Bases 26 to 421 code for a protein of 131 amino acids. NCBI's taxonomy places the organism in Eukaryota, Fungi, Mucoromycota, Mucoromycetes, Mucorales, Phycomycetaceae. The transcript is spliced from 2 exons.
AUCCAUCCAUUAGUUUGAAGCAACAAUGGUCACUCCUGCCGUUAAGCACACCAUCGUGAAGAAGCGUACCGCUACCUUCAAGCGCCACCAGUCCAACCGCUUCAUGCGUGUUGGUGAGUCGUGGAGAAAGCCCAAGGGUAUUGAUAACUGCAUGCGCAGACGUUUCAAGGGUAGCUCUCCCAUGCCCAAGAUCGGUUACGGAUCUGCCAAGAAGACCCGCAACUUGUUGCCCAACGGCUUCCGCAAGUUCACCGUCUCCAACGUCCGUGAGCUCAGCCUCUUGUUGAUGCACAACCGCACCUACGCCGCCGAGAUCGCCCACAACGUCUCCUCCAAGAAGCGUGUUGCCAUCAUUGAGCGCGCUGCCCAGUUGAACGUCAAGGUCAUCAACGCUGGUGCUCGUCUUAGAUCCCAGGAGUAAAUCAUUUCUCCCAAACCAUAAAAAAAACAAUCAAGAAAAAGAAAUACAUUACGAUCGACUCUCUUUAUCAAUCUAUCUGUUUCUCUAUCUUCAAUUCUGUUCAAUGGUUUAUCUCUCUUUCUAUGUUUCUUUUUUUUUGAUAAAAUUAAAAAAAAUGGAAAGACACAUGUGUGUGUAUGUGUUUGUGCUUCUUUGUAGUCUGAAUGUAUUGUGUUUUAUAUAUAUUUUUUACUUAUUGAC